UGUUCCGCAACUCGACAACUUCAAACCCCCCCCCCGCAACCAAAAAGAACAGAAGCAGCCAUAUCGGCGCCCGUUUUCUUUGGUGUUUUUUUUUCUUUUUCUUUUUUUUUCAAAAAGCCUUGACGUGUGUGUGAGAGAGAAAGGGGGGAAGCAGACAUCGUAGGCGGCGGCUAUUCCGCUUGUCACCGCUCAUCGCUCAACACUCAUCACCAACCCAACUUCUGCUCUUCCACCUCGAAUUACAAAAAACUGCUCCAUCGCCCUCGUCGUCCGACCGCCGAGCUCUCCUGACGUUUCACUUCUCCCUCCCACCCCCCAAAAAAAGUAUCAAGGAAAGGAAGAUAGGAAAGGGUAAGACAAAAGGAAAGAGAGAAAAUAUGUCGGCCCCUUACUACACCCCCCAGCGCCCUUACUUCCCCUCCCCGCAACAAUCAUCCUCCUCUUCCUCUACGGCCCCGCGACCCGGCGCGUCCGCCCCGCCGUCUUUCACGCCCGCCAUGCGUGAUCGCCAGGCCCGCGGCAAGGACCCGUACUCGCCGCACGACAGCCCGUCAGACUCGGACCUCGAGUUUGACGCCGUCGACUCGCCCUCGCGCGCAGGCGUCGGUCGCCUGGGCCACCUCGGCGGCUCGGGUCAAGGACGCGGUCACCCUCACGGGGGCGCCAUGGCAGGAACGGCGGGAGGAGGAGGAGGCGGCGGCGUUGCGACGGCGGGAGGAGGAGGCGUCGGGGACGGGGACUCGCACGAGGUCAGGCGGCGGAAGCUCUGGGCCGUCGCCGUGCUCGAGGACCCGGAGAAGUUGGCAAUGUACGCUUGCAGUCGCGGAGACAGCAUCCCCGGCACCCGUCUCCACUUCACCCGCAUGCUCUGCGGCUUCGACGAGGAGACCCUCCAGCUGCCCGACCACCGCAAGGCCUCGGCCUCUUCGCGGCGGGACCCGCGCCGUAGGAGCGCCGGCGGGGAGCGCAUGGGUAGGCACUGACGGGCUUGGUUGUCGGGCAUAGGGCCUUUCGAUUUCGGAGGAGACCGGUGUGGGACGGAGGACGGUGAUGAAAGGGGCGGUGCGCCUAGGUAAAUGAAUCAGCAGGGAGGGGAUAGGCGUUUUUGGGUGCUUCUACGCAGAACCGGGUCAGAAGGGACAACUGUCUUUGGCUCUGGCUUGCCUGUCGACACGGGACUUCGCUGUCGAGUUAUCCUAUCGGUCAAGGGCGAUGAGAAAUGAAGCCAAGGAAGGGAUCGAUCAUGUGUUUAAACGGCGUUCAACUGGGCUUCGUCGAAUCAAGUCGCUAGUGCUGCAGGAGUACAGUCAGUCAAUGGGGAUGGUAUCGAUACAAGAAAUAGAUUGUGUGUUGUGUGUAAUGGUCUCGCUGGCUUCCGCGCCGGAUCAGCCAGCUGACCUAAGCUAUGUAUAUGUUCUGGUUAACCGUCUCUAGAGGUAGGUAUCUGCAAAGUCUUCGACCGUGGUCAUCAUGAUAAUUACACAAAAUAAGACGGCUGUCCAAAAUUGAGACCACCGCCGUGCAAAAAUGUGCAGGUAUGCAACUAUAAGACUGUCUGUCCAACCCGUCCCAACCCUGAGUGAGGGCUUUUUGAGAGCCAGGGAAAUGAUAAAAAGGAAACCCCCAACUCCGAGUAAUGCAAUAGUCUCUGGUCUAUCUUGGAUACCGCUUAUCCUUAUCCCCCCUGCUGCGUCAUCCAAGUCGCC
Messenger RNA from Colletotrichum destructivum, 1706 nucleotides. RefSeq lists its product as uncharacterized. The coding region runs from base 378 to 983 and encodes 201 amino acids. The record is from RefSeq and is a predicted model, not a curated record. NCBI's taxonomy places the organism in Eukaryota, Fungi, Ascomycota, Sordariomycetes, Glomerellales, Glomerellaceae. The transcript has 2 exons.